Molecule: messenger RNA, 471 nt
Organism: Yamadazyma jaroonii
Lineage: Eukaryota; Fungi; Ascomycota; Pichiomycetes; Serinales; Debaryomycetaceae
Source: the annotation of a GenBank genome assembly
AUGAAUUUUGAUUCGGAAUCCCUAGAUGAUUUCGGCUCACAAGAAAGUUUAAGUUCCAAAAACUCCAAACUGCCGGGACAAUUUGAUUCAAGAAAUCCAAGAAUUCAACCAAUCACAUCACCUUCUGGUGUGAAUACAUUGAAUGAUUUUAAUGAUUCGUCCAAUGUUUCAAUUUCGUCUGAUGAAUAUGAUAGAAAUGAGGUAUUCUUGAAUCAAUCCUUGGAUAAAUCAUUAGAUGAAUCUGAUUCUAGAGAUGAUUCUUUGUACCUUCCUUCACCAAACUUAUCAAGAAACUCCACCACUUCGUGUUUAUCGACCACUGCCACUAAAGAUGGUGUUGAAGGAAGAAAAUUACAUAGAAAUGGACCAAAUCCUUAUUCUAAUCAACUAAUUGCCAAUAUGAUCAAGAAUCUCGAUGAUAAAAAACUAGCUGCUGAUGAAAAGCAAUUAAGAGCCAUGAAUGAUAAAUGA